AUGCUUCCAGCAAGCCCCAAGAUAAUAGUGCUCCUGGGCACUCUGCUCGCUAGACUCCUGGGUCCAGCAGGUGGCCAGGAUGCACCCUCACUGCCCUGGGAAGUGCAGCGCUAUGAUGGCUGGUUUAACAAUCUCAAGUACCACCGGCGCGGUGCUGCUGGCUCGCGCCUGCAGCGCCUAGCACCUGCGAAUUACGCUGACGGCGUUUAUCAGGCUCUGGAGGAGCCAUUGCUGCCCAACCCUCGGCGACUAAGCGAUGCUGUCACUCAAGGAAGAGCCGGGCUGGCGUCCGUCCACAACCGCACAGUGCUGGGGGUCUUCUUUGGCUACCAUGUGCUCUCGGACCUGGUGAGUGUGGAAACGCCAGGCUGCCCUGCAGAGUUUCUCAACAUUUACAUCCCUCCUGGGGACCCCGUGUUCGACCCUGACAAGCGCGGGAACGUGGUGCUGCCCUUUCAGAGGAGCCGCUGGGACCACAAGACUGGACAGAGCCCCAGCAACCCCCGGGACCUGACCAACCAGGUGACUGGCUGGCUGGAUGGCAGUGCCAUCUAUGGCUCCUCUCACUCCUGGAGCGAUGCGCUGAGGAGCUUCUCAGGAGGACAGCUGGCCUCAGGGCCUGACCCCGCAUUCCCACGAGAGUCCCAGGACCAACUGCUCAUGUGGAUGGCACCGGACCCCGCCACAGGGCAAGGAGGGCCUCAGGGGAUGUAUGCCUUCGGGGCCCCGCAUGGGAACAGGGAGCCCUUCCUGCAGGCGCUGGGACUGCUGUGGUUUCGCUACCAUAACCUGUGUGCCAGAAAGCUGGCACAGGAGCACCCACAUUGGGGGGAUGAGGAGCUGUUCCAGCAUGCACGCAAGAGGGUCAUUGCCACCUACCAGAACAUUGCUCUAUACCAAUGGUUGCCCAGCUUCCUGCAGAAAACACCCCCAGAGUACUCAGGGUAUUGCCCUUUCAUGGACCCCAGCAUCUCCCUGGAGUUUGUGGUGGCCUCUGAACAGUUCUUCUCCACCAUGGUGCCCCCUGGGGUCUACAUGAGAAACUCCAGCUGUCAUUUCCGGAAAUUCCCGAAGGAAGGUUCUGGCAGCACUCCAGCUCUCAGGGUCUGCAACAGCUACUGGAUUCGGGAGAACCCCAAUCUGAAGAGUGCCCAGGAGGUGGAUCAGCUGCUGCUGGGAAUGGCCUCCCAGAUUUCAGAGCUGGAGGACAGGAUAGUGGUUGAAGACCUGAGAGAUUACUGGCCUGGCCCAGACAGAUUCUCUCGCACAGACUAUGUGGCUAGCAGUAUUCAACGUGGCCGAGACAUGGGGCUUCCCAGCUAUAGGCAGGCUCUGCUGGCCUUGGGACUGGAGCCUCCGAAGAACUGGAGUGCUCUCAACCCCAAAGUAGAACCUCAGGUGCUGGAGGCCACAGCUGCUCUGUACAACCAGGACCUGUCCCAGCUGGAACUACUCCUGGGUGGACUCCUAGAGAGCCACGGGGACCCUGGACCUCUGUUCAGCAACAUCAUUCUUGACCAGUUUGUGAGGCUACGGGAUGGGGACCGUUACUGGUUCGAGAACACUAGGAAUGGGCUGUUCUCCAAGGAGGAGAUUGCAGAAAUCAGAAACACCACCUUGCGGGAUGUGCUUGUAGCUGUCUCCAUGGUGGACCCCAGCACCUUGCAGCCCAAUGUUUUCUUCUGGCAGGAAGGUGCACCCUGCCCCCAGCCUCAGCAACUCACGACAGAAGGCUUGCCCGAGUGUGUGCCGCUUACUGUGAUCGAUUACUUUGAGGGCAGUGGUGCUGGUUAUGGCAUCAUCAUUGUGGUUCUCUGCUGCUUUCCCUUAGUGAGUCUGGUUGUCGCUGGGGUGGUGGCUCAUUUCCGGAACCAAGAGCGCAAGAAACUACAAAAGAAAGGCAAAGAGAGUCUGAAGAAGGAGACAGACAGUGAUGGAGUGGCAGUGAUGGAGUGGCCAGGCCCCAAGGAGAGGAGCUAUCCUGUCACCAUCCAGCUGUUCCCAGACAGGUGUCUGCAGGUCCUUGACAAACGUCUCACCGUGCUCCGUACCAUCCAGCUGCAGACCCCACAGCAGGUCAGCCUCAUCCUGUCCAAUAACCGAGGACGCCGCACCCUGCUGCUGAAGAUCCCCAAGGAGUAUGACCUGGUGCUGCUGUUUAACUCCGAAGAGGAGCGGGGUGCCUUUGUGCAGCAGCUGCAAAACCUCUGUGUCUGCUGGGCUCCGGGUCUCCACAUAGCUGAGAUGGACGAGAAGGAGCUAUUUAGGAAGGCUGUGACCAAGCAGCAGCGGGCAGGCAUCUUGGAGAUCUUCUUCAGACACCUUUUUGCUCAGGUGCUGGACAUCAGUCAGGCAGAUGCAGGGACUCUGCCCCUGGACUCAUCCCAGCAAGUCCGUGAGGCCCUGACCUGUGAACUGAGCAGAGCCGAGUUUGCGGAGUCCCUGGGCCUCAAGCCCCAGGACAUGUUUGUGGAGUCCAUGUUUUCCCUGGCUGACAAGGAUGGCAAUGGCUACCUAUCCUUCCGGGAGUUCCUGGACAUCCUUGUGGUCUUCAUGAAAGGUUCCCCAGAGGAUAAGUCCCACCUGAUGUUUACCAUGUAUGACCUGGAUGCAAAUGGCUUCCUCUCCAAGGAUGAAUUCUUCACCAUGAUGCGGUCCUUCAUUGAGAUCUCCAACAACUGCCUGUCCAAGGACCAGCUGGCUGAGGUGGUGGAGUCCAUGUUCCAGGAGUCGGGCUUCCAGGACAAGGAAGAGCUGACCUGGGAAGACUUCCACUUCAUGCUGCGGGACCAUGACAGUGAUCUCCGAUUCACGCAGCUCUGUGUCAAAGGUGAGGCUGGAGGUGUUGGGGACAUCUUCAAACAAAGCAGCAGCAGUAGAGUCUCAUUCAUCACCCGGACUCCUGGGAACCGCUCCUGCCCCCGGGAACAGGUGUUCCCUUACUCAGAAACCUCAGAGCUGGGAAACACCGGUCUAAAGAAGAGGAUGGGCAAAAAGGCAGUGGGGCCCUCUCCCCGGCUGUACACGGAGGCCCUGCAGGAGAAGAUGCAGCGAGGCUUCCUGGCCCAGAAGCUACAGCAGUUCAAGAGAUUCAUCGAGAACUACCGGCGCCACAUCAUGUGCGUCACAAUCUUCUCAGCCAUCUGCAUGGGCCUGUUUGCAGACCGUGCCUACUACUAUGGCUUUGCCUCACCACCCACGGACAUUGAAGAGACCACCUAUGUGGGCAUCAUUCUGUCCCGGGGCACGGCGGCCAGCAUCUCCUUCAUGUUUUCCUACAUCCUGCUCACCAUGUGUCGCAACCUCAUCACCUUCUUGCGGGAGACCUUCCUCAACCGCUACAUUCCCUUCGACGCCGCUGUGGACUUCCAUCGCUGGAUUGCUAUGGCUGCAGUCAUCCUGGCUGUUCUGCACACCGUUGGCCAUGUGGUCAAUGUGUACAUCUUCUCAAUCAGUCCCCUCAGCCUCAUGACCUGCGUCUUUCCUAACGUCUUCGUGAAUGAUGGGUCCAAGCUUCCACCAAAGUACUACUGGUGGUUCUUUGAGACAGUUCCAGGUAUGUCGGGAGUCCUCCUGCUCCUGGUCCUGGCCAUCAUGUAUGUCUUUGCCUCCCACCACUUCCGACGCCACAGUUUCCGGGGCUUCUGGCUGACCCACCACCUCUAUGUUGUGCUCUAUGCCCUGCUUAUCAUCCAUGGCAGCUAUUCCCUCAUCCAACUGCCCAGUUUCCACCUCUACUUCCUGGUCCCGGCAAUUAUCUACGGAGGGGACAAGCUGGUGAGCCUGAGCCGGAAGAAGGUGGAGAUCAGCGUGGUGAAGGCUCAGCUGCUGCCCUCAGGAGUGACCCACCUGCAGUUCCAGCGACCCCAGGCUUUUGAGUACAAAUCAGGGCAGUGGGUGCGGAUCGCCUGCCUGGGUCUGGGGACCAAUGAGUACCACCCCUUCACGCUGACCUCUGCGCCCCAUGAGGACACACUCAGCCUGCACAUCCGGGCUGUGGGACCCUGGACUACUCGUCUCAGGGAGAUCUACUCAACCCCAGUGGCCAAAUACCCAAAGCUGUACCUUGAUGGACCUUUUGGAGAAGGCCACCAGGAGUGGCAUAAGUUUGAGGUGUCAGUACUGGUAGGAGGGGGCAUUGGAGUCACCCCCUUUGCCUCCAUCCUUAAAGACCUGGUCUUCAAAUCAUCCUUGGGCAGCCACAUGCUCUGUAAGAAGAUCUACUUCAUUUGGGUGACAAGGACUCAGCGGCAGUUUGAGUGGCUGGCUGACAUCAUCCGGGAGGUGGAGGAGAAUGACCACCAGGACCUGGUAUCCGUGCACAUCUACAUCACCCAGCUGGCCGAGAAGUUUGACCUCAGGACCACCAUGCUGUACAUCUGUGAGCGGCACUUCCAGAAGGUGCUGAACCGGAGUCUGUUCACGGGCCUGCGCUCUGUCACCCACUUUGGCCGCCCUCCCUUUGAGCCGUUCUUCAACUCUCUGCAGGAAGUCCACCCCCAGGUUCGUAAGAUUGGAGUCUUCAGCUGUGGUCCUCCAGGGAUGACCAAGAAUGUGGAGAAGUCUUGCCAACUAAUCAAUAUGCAGGACCGGGCCCUCUUUGUGCAUCAUUACGAGAACUUCUGA
Messenger RNA from Onychomys torridus (southern grasshopper mouse), 4626 nucleotides. It is a transcript of the gene Duox2, whose product is annotated as dual oxidase 2. Gene Ontology annotation, cellular component: NADPH oxidase complex; plasma membrane. Gene Ontology annotation, molecular function: heme binding; peroxidase activity; superoxide-generating NAD(P)H oxidase activity. Bases 1 to 4626 code for a protein of 1541 amino acids. Gene Ontology annotation, biological process: defense response; response to oxidative stress; superoxide anion generation. The transcript has 33 exons. The record is from RefSeq and is a predicted model, not a curated record. Lineage: Eukaryota; Metazoa; Chordata; Mammalia; Rodentia; Cricetidae.